AUCCACAAAAAAUACUAAAAAAAUUAGUUUUAUAGGAUUUAAUAAGGUGUUAACAAUAUAAAGGAUCCUUUUAUUUUUUUAAGUGCUUCUUGUAGUGGCAUAAAUAUAUAAAUAAAUCAUUAGUUUACUACAUUUGUUUUGAUAUUUGGAUUUAAUAUUUCAUAAAAAAAAAGAAAAAAAAUUGAUAAGGAGUCGAAAUCGGAUUACUGAACUUGUGUGAAAAUGUCUUCCUCUACAAUUUUGAGGAAGCACCUUAGUAUUGGAUUUCAUCUAUUUACGCUGGUGCUUCUUGCUAUAGUGUUAAAUAACUUAGUACCUGACGUUAGUGCUGUGGGCCUUGGUUCACAUGUCGGUGGAGUAUCCAAGUCUCCUUCUGCAGACCUCCCUGUGGAUUCCAUAGUGAAUGUUUCUAAUGAAGUUCUUUUCGACCGCCACACAGUGCUUGACAAAAGUUAUUGGAUGACCUUAGGAGAUCAAAUGAAGUUAUUAGAUAAAUGGUUUGGGAAACCGAUAGCUUCAUCUACAAUUAGUGUGGAGAAAACCUUGUCCGAGUCGUCAACGCCAGACUUUGGGGGCGUUCACGUCCUUCCUUUCAUGGAUAUCAUUUAUUUAAGUCCCAAAAGAACCACCGCUACGGUGGGCUCAUCACCGAAAUUUGCGAUGUGGAAAAAAGACAACGUAGCAAGCGACGAGACACCACAGACACACAUUGUGGUGGACUCGAAGGAUGAGCCGCGGCAAAUGCAAACACAGACUACCGCAACUUUUCCCCUGGGUACUAUGGAUGAUUUUGAAGCGAUUAAUCAGGACAUUUUAGAGAAUUCUGUCAUUGCACCGUUUCGACUCCAUCCCCUAACACAUCCGAAAACCAAUAGCCUACACUGUCCACAAAAGGAUGUUCUCAAGGUCUCAACCCAUCACGAAGCCCAGCUCCAUAACCUGCAAUAUGAGCCCAAUAAUAUUUUUGGCAAUUCUAUACUCCACGAAACAAUUAUCGAUAAGAAUGAGUACGAUGAUAAGAUUACCAUCACCAUGCACGGUGGCGGUACGAAAAUUAUCUCUUUUAAAGGACACAAAGACCACGUCGUCAAUAUUGUUCUUCAGCUCCGUGGGCAUCUCUACGAAUCCGGCGGUUCGGGUCACGGCUGUGAAAAUAUGCGGAUAUCGGCCGAACUGCGCCCCGGCAGCGCUUCGAGGUAUUCUAAAGAUCGAGGGACUUCUUCGGAGCUCUCACCGAUGGCCGCGGCGGGGUUUGAUCACCAUGGCGUGGAGGGAGUUGACGGGGGACUGACCGGGCAAACCCGCGGGAAAGCGGGCGCCCGAUCUCAACCCCCGACGAUCCCAACCCCGGCCCAUCCGCUUGCCUACACGGACGACUUUGGGAACGAUUACCGAAGCCGCCAAACGAACUUAUGGAGCUCCCUCGCGCAGUUAUUCGACACCUCUUUAUUGUGUGAGGUUUUACCUAGUCUUUCCCUACGCGUCCCCAAGGUGGAGGAGGACCUGAACUUUAAUUUUAUCAUCCAAAGCAACCUGCAAUCCCUUAUUAGGUACCAGAUUAUUGGCGAAAGGCUGUUCAACCCGAACUAUGAGUGCUCGAUGGAUGUUUAUCUAUCCCAGAUCCCUGCCCAAGAGCUAUGGUCUAACCAGAUGAUUUUUGCGGUGGUGCUUCCUUUAUUGGUGGUAUUUCUCCCACUUCCCUUUCUUCUUCGGCGGGCGGACAUCAUCCAGGUGGCGUCGCUUGGGAUUGAUGUGAUGGAGUGCCUUUGGAGCCCGCCCUAUCUCCUUCGGCGGGGGGUGAUCGCCGGGGUGGUGGGGCUUCGGGGGCUGUUGAAGGCGGUCUGGCAUCAACACCGCCGGAAGGGCCUUCAAAAGCGGCUGGAGAUGCGGCAGCGGGCCCUCGCCGCGCAGAUGCAGGCGACGAUGGCGGAGGCCCAGGGGGAUUCCCCCCACGGCGAUUCCCUGCCGUUUAAAGGCGCUGAGGACCCGCCGAUCCCGCCGGCCCAGGCCGACGAUGCGGAAAAGCCGGAGAAAAGCGGGGCGGGGGUGGGCGAUCGCCCCGCCACCACGGCGAUCGUUAUCCACGCCCCCUCCCCCUCCUCUUCCGCGGAGGCCCCGGCCUCGCGGCUUCAUCGGGAGUACGGCAAAGCGGACGAUCCCGGCUUGCCCGGGGUUCCGCCCCCGCACGGGUUGGCGGGCGGGCCCUUCGCCCGGCUCCCCGGCUCGCAUAGCCCCACCCGUUCGGAUAUUCUUUUCCCCCCCGACCCGUCUUGUGGGGGGGAGGGGAGCGAUAUCGGCGAGGAUGAGCGGUUUUGCCGGAUUUGCCGCGAUGGGGACGAAGACCAGGCGUUGGUGGCGCCGUGCAAUUGCACCGGCUCCGUGCGUUGGGUGCACCCGUCUUGUCUGGAUCACUGGCGCGUCGAGAGCAUCAAACGCAACCUGCAGAACGUCAACACCUGCGAGAUCUGCAAGUGCCCGUUCAAAAUCAAAAUUCGGCGCUCCAUUCUGAUCUGGCAAAGUUGUAAAAGCAUCGUCUACGGCGUUAUUUUGGUGCUGUCCUGUUUGGUGUGUAUUUUGUUGGCCCCGCUGAUCGCAUACGGCGUCUUUGGCGAGAUCUCCUGCGUCGCCAAGUACCAUCACGUCCCCUACGCGACGAUCUACAAGCUCGAUGGCAUCAUGCUUUCGUUUUUUCUCUAUAUUGAGAUUAUUCUGGCGGUCAUCCUCGCACGACUGAUUGUUUAUAGUUGGUUCCGCAGCAGUCCGGCGGUGGAGACCUAUAUCGCCGAGGUGCACGUCAUCCCACGAUUUAUGACCUGGCGUAAUAUCCUGAAAAUAGCCUUGGUGACCUGCGUGUUAAUCGCCCAGGCGAUUUCCGUCGGGUACCUGAUCAAAUAUCUAAUGUACGCCACGAGCGAUAUCGUGUGGAAUUGGGAGGCCUCUCCGCUAAUUGGGGGUAUUUUAUACAUUUUCUUCAUCUUUAUAGCAUUAGGCGUGAGUGUUUUACUGCGGGAGCGGUGGAUGCAGUCUCGGAUCCCUCGCGAACGGCCGCCGGCGGCGGGCGUCGGGAGGGGGGAGGGGAGCCCCAACAACGGGAGUUGGGGGGGGCCCGGGGCCGAAGGCACGGGGCCGGUGGUGGUCCGGGUGAAUUUCGCCCUGCCGCCGGCCCGGCAGGAAGAGGGGGCCCCGGGAUUGGGGCCGGGGAGGCCGGCUUGA
Messenger RNA from Phytomonas sp. Hart1, 3213 nucleotides. The record is from the annotation of a GenBank genome assembly. Lineage: Eukaryota; Euglenozoa; Kinetoplastea; Trypanosomatida; Trypanosomatidae.